AAGAUUCAUUAUUCUACAAUCUCGAGCAUGCUCGGCUCAUCAAAACCCAUUGUCUAUUGCUUCCCGUAGCCUUUAGCUGAUCAGAACGGUUAAGCUGCGUUAAUCAAUCAGGCAACCAAAAAGGAAAUAAUCGAAAAUGAAAAAGAAUGAACAUUAGAUCAGAUCGAAGUCGACCCUAACAUUUCUCUCUUUCCGACUGGAAUCAAUUUCUCCCUCCUCCAAAAAAUCCACUGAUCAAACCCCCAAUUACAGUCCUUGAUCGCCACAUUUCUCAUCAACAGAUCCAGAUCUCCAAUGUCCUGCUUAGCUCUUUCUCUCCAACCCGUCAAUGGGCCCGACAUCCUCCUCCAAACCCGCGAAUGGUUUCCCCCAGCCCGAGCCCUCGUCGCCGUCUCCGCCUUCCGAACCACCCGUCUUGCCUUCUCCUCCGCUGCAGCCGCCACCUCUUCUCUCUCCUCCAAACACCACAACGACGACGUCUCCGGCGAUCCCACCAUUGUCGGCGACGAUCCACUUGCUGCUUCAAGCGGUCAGGUAAUUGUGGGUGUUGAAUCUCGUUACCGCGUUGUUUAUCGUUUGGUGAAUUCAAUUUAUGUUCUGGGUGUUACAACUGUUGAUGAUGAUGAUGAUAAUAGUACUACUACGAAUAAUGUUUUUGAGUGUAUUAGUAUUGUUAAUCAAGCUGUUAGUGUCGUGGUUACUGCUUGUAGAGGGGUCGAUGUGACCCCUGAGAAAUUAGGGAAGAAAUAUGCUGAAAUUUACAUGGCAAUGGAUAUUGUUUUGAGGGGUGUUAGUAAUAUUCGUCUGGCAGCUAUGCUGGGCUCUAUGCACGGUGAUAGUAUUGCUAAGAUGGUACAUUCUGCUGUUGAUACUGAGAAUAAGGUUAGAGGGGCGGAUAAUUGGGCUGGGGUUGCAGAGGGGUUGGCGGUGGAGCAUGAGGCGGGGGUGGACUCGUUUUCGAGUAUGAGGUUUGAGCUUCCAAGUGAGACUCUUACUGCAGGGGAUGAGGUGGGGGCUAGUAUUGCUAUUGUAGGGCAGGCAGGGUUAGGGGAGCAGGAUGGUGGGGUGAAGAUUGAGGAGGAACAGGGGGUGAAGGAUCCAUUUGCAGCUAGUGAUUCAGUUAGUAAGCCGGAGUCGUUGGUAGGGGAGUUUAAGAAGGAUAAGGAUGUGACUUUGGAUAUGACUAAGGCAUUAGUGGGGCUCGAAGUGACUCCAUUGCCGCCUGCUGAAGCUGCUAAUCCUACUCGUAUUGCCGUGGAAGGCUUUGAAGGGGAUUAUGGUGGGAUUGAGUUUGGGAACGAGGAAGCGUCACUUAGAGAGACGUUUGAAGGGUUUAGUGAUGCAUUUGGUGGUGGGUUGGACGCGUCCGAGUUUGUGGGCCCCUCGAAAGUUGCAAAGAGGGAGGGUCUUGGUGGACUUGAGUUGUUACAGACGGGGCCAGAUAGGGCUCCUGUUGCUGCCAGUGGUGCAGGGGCUACUCCACUUGAGAAUCUGUUAGUGCAGAAGACAGAAAUGAAGGGCCCUGAGAUGUUCAUUGUUGAGGAGAUCAGUGCAGAGUUCAGGGAGUCUUUGCUUAGUAGAGUGGGAUUGAGGGGUGUGAUUUAUUUGAGAACAUUGUCUCCGAAGAUGUCAGGUGAGAAAGAAACUGAGUUCUCGUUCAAGAUUGAUGGUACAAAUUCUGUUAAAAGAACUGUUGUGCAGAGCUCUCGUGUUAGCAGUCUUGGCAAUGGAAUGUUUCAUGUACGAACAGCAGCCUCUGAAGAGCCUUUACCUGUUCUAAAGUACAGUUUGAUGCCCCAGAUGACCCCCAUUCCUUUGCGAGUUAGGCUGGUUAAACGCCAUGUGGGGACUUUACUCUCUAUCAUGAUACAAUACGUUUCAAACCCUGAUUUGCUGGUACCUCUCAGUGAUGUGACAUUUAUUCUCAAACUACCAGUUGAUCCUUCGAUACUGAAUGUCUCUCCUAAGGCUGUGUUGAAUAGGUCUGAGAAAGAACUAAAAUGGCAUGUACAAGAGAUCCCAUUAAAGGGUACUCCUGGGAAGCUUAGGGCACGGAUGCCUAUUGAUAUAAAUGAAGAGGACACUGAAGAAGAAAUUGACGUUGUUUGUUAUGUUAAGUUUUCUGUCAAAGGGGCAACCACGCUCUCUGGUGUGUCACUUUGUCCUGCUUCUGAAGCGAAAACAGACUUUUACGUGGUAGAUCACAAGGUUGAAAGUGGGGAUUACAUGUGCAAUUGACCUUUAUGACACGGUACCAUCCUCACUGCUUGUAGAUUGUAUCUUCUCGAUUCUUUUCAUGAAUGGUUAGUCGUGUAUAAGGUUUUGUAUCCUUUGCCUGAAGUAGAGUGCAUGUAGCUUUUGAUUUGAUAUUUUGCUGGUGUGGAAGUCGAGUUUGUGCUUGCGGCUGAUUUUCUUGUCUUCAUUCUAUUUUCAUUUUGUAAUUGAUGGCACUUAUCAUAGAAUUCAUUGAAAUUUCUAUUCUGGUUAAAUUGUACAUUACAUUCAUCCAAGAAAAUUUUACGACCUGUUGAAAUUGAGCUGAAA
Messenger RNA from Spinacia oleracea (spinach), 2544 nucleotides. RefSeq lists its product as uncharacterized. The coding region runs from base 295 to 2238 and encodes 647 amino acids. The transcript has a single exon. NCBI's taxonomy places the organism in Eukaryota, Viridiplantae, Streptophyta, Magnoliopsida, Caryophyllales, Amaranthaceae. The record is from RefSeq and is a predicted model, not a curated record.